CGCUUGACGAAGAGAAAAUCAAUCAGCGGUCCGAAACGUACGAAAAAAGAAAGCAGUGUUUUCCGUUGCUUACAAUGUGAGAGGAAAUGGCCGGGACAAGCUCUGACUGGGUGGAAAUCCUCGAGCCACGCUCUCGUGAACACAUGUACGUGAACCUGGCCACUGGUGAGUGCGGCUGGGAUCCCCCACUUGGUGUUCCUGUCCGCCAAGCUGACGGCAACCAGUGGUGGGAGCUGUUUGACCCCCACAGCGGCCGUUUCUACUACUACAACUCUACUGGACGCCGUACUGUCUGGCACAGACCCCAGGGAGGUGAUAUAGUGCCCCUGUCCCAGCUCCAGGCCAUGAAGCGCUGCACCGAAGCAAAGCAGGCUGCAGGGUCCAUGGAGAGUCAGCCACACAGCACCACAGGGAGCAUAGGCAGCGUAGGAAGCCACGGGCGCUGCACCCCAAGGCCUGAGCAGGACAGAGAGACCUCCCUCCCAAGACCCCCAGAGACCACUGAGAAAGAGGCCACCAGCCCUGAGCUUGAGCAAGCGGUUGACAGUAGAUCUCAGGGAGACAGCAGCAGCAUCGAGCGUAGCACAGACAGCAGCAAAGAUCCACAGAGGGAUCCUUCUCAAAGAUGGCAGCCCCCACCUGGGUCUAAGGCUGCUAUGUUGGUGAAGGUGAACAGUAUGAGCCGAAAUCAGCCCAGUACUGUUUUGCAGCAGCAGCAGCUGCACAACAGUACACAAAGCAAGUCCAACACCUUCACACUUUACUCUUCCACCAGCAAGGCCUCAGGAGGACACCCCAACUCCACCCAGGGAUACAAGACUGCCCCUUCUGGCAAGAUGGCCACGGAUGCACGCCAGGCCCACCACUUGAGAAAAGCCAGCAAUGGCAACUUCUGUUUGGUGACAUCAGAAAUUGGUCAUCCCAGCCCACUACUUCACAGGUCCCAGACUAGCACGCCACGCCCUGUCUCACCCCAGUAUGGCUGUACAGCUCCACUCUAUGAUGAUCCAGUGUCAGAGUGCCCCAUAUAUGAUGAGCCCCCAAUAGACAUGGAGGUAGAGGGGGCUCACCUACACAACGGGCCCCAUCUGUCACGCCUGACCCCCACCCACAGUCUACAAAAGCCCAGGCUCCUCCAGCACCCUGCUUCUUUUCAAUCUGGCUCCAGGCACAAACGCAACCCCUCUUCCUCAGACUACAGCCCUGCUGGCCUGGAGUGUAUCAAACACAUGGUCAAUGUGGACCCCAAACAUGGGCAUUUAUCCAGCUCUCCUGUUCCCACACGUACUCCCUCACCUACCUCCAAACAAGAGCCCCUCCUGAUCCCGUCACACCCCCAGCAUCAGGCCUCAUCUCAGCCUCUGCCUCGGGGCCAGCCCAGGGACAGGGAGCUGGGGACCCCGGGCCCAGGUACAUUGGAAAAGAAGCAGACCUGGCGGGCCCUGGAGGCCACCGUACAGCGAGCCAUGGAGGCACGACACAGCAGGCAGAGCAGCCAAGCCUCACAGGACUUCCCCACCUCAGUCCCGCAGGCCACAGCAACCUAUCAGGACUCUGGGUACUCCACAGGCCCCUCCCCCAGCCUCAGGAGGAAGAGCAGGAGACGAGUAGGUGCUGGUGGUGGGGCAGGAGGCAGGCCAGGGUCUGUGGGCAGUAGCGGGGAGCUCUGCGCCCUCAACGAGAGGCUGAUGGCAGAGAUGAGGGAGGUGGUGAGUCGUUCCAACACUAUGCGGGAGGUCAGAGCAGGGCUGGACCCAGACAUGGGAGACAGGGCAGUAGUGCCUCGGACCCGUUCCCCUGCAGACUCACUUAGGUGGUAUGGAGGAGGAGGAUCAGCUGGUAGGUGUUCAUCACGAGAAGACAUCACUGGAGCAGCACAUGCUCGGUCACUGAGCAGGGCUUGUAACCAUGGUAACCCACCUUUGCCCCCACUGGAGAUACCAGGGAGGCAGAAAAGGACCUAUGAGAAAGUGGACACCUUGGAGAAGAGUAUCACUAGCCAGGCCAGCCUCUCUUCUCCGGAGACGCCGGGACCCCCUGCACAGGCAGGGACUCUAGAACUGCCAGCUCAGUUGGACAGCAGGAACAAAGGCAUGGUGGAUGGGCGAUCUGCUUCCCUCGGCCCCCACCGCCCUGUUACCCACGACAGCAGAGAGGGAGUUGAUGGGGGGGAAGGAAGGGCAGGAGGCUCUUCAUAUCAGCUCUCCUAUGCCACCCUACGGCAGCCCCAAUCUCCAGAAAUGGGCAUGGAAGAUUGGGCUAGCAAGCACCUGAACAUGCACACGCAAGGCCUGUUUCGCCGGCGCGUCUCCAUUGCCAAUAUGCUGUCAUGGAACCGCGGCUCCAUCAAGAAGCCUAUGCUGGUUACUAGCGACCGCGCAAUCCGCAAAGAGGCCUGCGAAAUGUUCAAGUUGGUACAGGCCUAUAUGGGAGACCGGCCCUCACGGCUGGACCGCCGCCACUGUGCCCUGCUCAUUGUCACCAAGUGCUGGGACAUGCCAGGGCUGAGAGACGAGCUAUAUGUGCAGCUGGUGAGGCAGACAACCGGCAAUACAAGCCCCAGGAGUUUGGCAGCUGGCUGGGAGCUGAUGGCUGUCAGCUUGGCCUUCUUUGCCCCCUCUCCCAAAUUUCGUUGCUACCUGGAGGGUUACAUCCAGAGGCAUACAGACCUGACCAGCGACAAGAAAUGUGAGUCUGAGACUGAGCAACAGGUGACUCAGUUCAUAUUGGAACAGCAGGAGCUGAAGAUGAAGAAGAAUUCAAAGUCCAGAAAAAAACGAAAACAGAACACAGAGGAAGAUGAAGGCCUACCUAUCAGUACUUACGCCAAGUUCUGCUGUCGGAAACUGCAGAAAGUGGCUAUUACUGGGGGAAAAAAGGGUCUUCGCAAGCCCACCUUGGAGGAGAUUGACCACAGCAGGCGGGCCAUUGUCACUCCCUCACUGUUUGGCAGUUCUCUGGAGGAGGUGAUGGAAAGGCAGAGUGAGCUCUUCCCAGAUAGGAAACUACCCUGGGUGCAGGUGCAGCUGUCCCAGUAUGUUUUAGCUUUGGGUGGGGCCCAAACAGAAGGCAUCUUCAGGGUGCCUGGAGAUAUUGAUGAAGUGAAUGCACUGAAGCUCCAAGUGGACCAGUGGAGGAUCCCUGAAAACCUCUCGGAUCCCAAUGUUCCUGCAUCUCUGAUGAAGCUGUGGUAUCGUGAGCUGGAGGAGCCUCUCAUUCCCAUGAACUUCUACAAACAGUGUAUCAGUAACUACGAUGACCCAGUGGCAGCCAUCGCUGUGGUGCAGUCUCUACCUGAACUUAACAGGCUUGUGCUCUGCUACUUCAUCCAUUUCUUGCAGGUGUUUGCUCAGCCCUCCAAUGUAGCUGUCACCAAGAUGGAUGUGAAUAACCUGGCAAUGGUGAUGGCCCCCAAUUGCCUCCGCUGCCAAUCUGAUGACCCGCGGGUUAUCUUCGAGAACACGCGCAAGGAGAUGUCCUUUUUGAGAAUGCUCAUUGUUCACCUGGACACCAGCUUCAUUGAGGGUGUGGUGUAGACUGUCUUAAUCACAGAGCUCACCCUGUCCACUCAAUUAGCCCUGGUAUUUGUGCAGCCAAACAUCUAUAAAGUAGUCCCCAAUCAAAUAUAAACACACUGUCUGUCAAAACCACACUGGAAAUAAUUUGGGUGGGUGAAUUCACCCAAUACAACGGAAAGAGAAAACCCAUGAAGACGGCUAAGUACCGUCUAACCACACUGUAUGCACUGUGCUGUGUAUGACACAGUAGCUUGGACAUUGAUCCCAUGUGCUAUCUCAUAUUCUUACUGUGGGAAAAUACACAUUACCUGAGGCUUCGUUGUUUUGAAAUACAGAACCUACAGCAGUGGGAUGCAAGAGCCAAUAAGACUCAAGUCACACUCUUGGAACCUGUUUUAAUGCAUUUCAUUUUACUGACUUUUUUUCUAACUGCAUGUGAAAACUGAUUAACUUUUCCAUAUCUUACUAAGUGGGUAGUGCCAGAAUUUUAUUGGUAAAAUAAUAUCAAGUUGACAAAAUGGACACUGGCACAAUCUAAGUUUAUAGGAUGAUAAUAACCAUGUCAGCCUUAUUUAUACCUACUAAAUAUAGCAAUAUUAGUGUUAGGCCUUUUUCCUGGACAACUGUCUAGUUUCACUCAAGUGUUUUGUGUGUGUGUGUGUGUGUGUGUUUGUGUGUGUGCGCGCGUAAAUCUGUGGAUGACAGCAUUCAUUCAUCAUGUACAUAAGUUAAAUAAUAUGUAGAGUAUGAGAAUUCUUGUAAUGUCUUCUUGGUUAAUAAGCUUGUCUGAAAGGAUUUUUGUAGGAGUUUCGAAAGUAACCCGUCACCGUCUCCUCGUAUGUUCAUUUUGCGAGACAAUAGCAGCAGCGCAAACCAUGACUACUUCGUUGUACUGUACACAGCCUGCAUUUCAAAGCACAACCUGUGAGGAUGUGCUUUUGAGAAAGCUGUUAAUGGUUGGUGGCGAGCGCAGAAGCAAGUAAAAUUGAGGUGCUUUGAUUUUUACAACUGAACAUAACACUGAACAGAAGCCAGUUGGAGUUGUAAUUACAAUCUAUGUGGUGUAUGUAGUGGUAAUAUGGGAGCUUGGUUAUUUAACUGGUAAUAGCUGUCCUCUCCUACCUGUAUGAAGUCUCGAACUUAGAUUGUGAUCUCUUCUUUAUGGUCUAUCCUUUUUUUUUUGUGUGGCUCAGGUCUUAGGAUAAAACGGGUUGUUGGAUGUGGUAACUGUUUUACACCCCCUCACCCCCACUGAAAUAUUUGUUUAUACUGCCAGAGGCUCACACACCAUGGAUGAUGUGUUGUUUAAAUGUCGAGCGCUUUUGGAAUAUAGAUGAGGCUUUUUUGUUUUCCCUCCGAAUGCCUGCCAAUGUUAAUAAGUUUUGCUUGUAAAUAAGUAAUAACUGUCUUCGAGUGUAUUCUAAUAAAGCAGGGUGAAGGUGAAUCUUUCCAUUGCUGAAAGGGGAUUAAGAUAUGUGUCAUUUUGUAAUUACAAAUUUUCCUGCUGUAACUGCCUGCCUUUUAAAAUAAGGGGACUGAUUUUAAACCACUAUACAUGUGCUACUAAACGUUGUGUCCAGAUGAACUGGUUCAACUUUCUGGGAUUUCCUUACCUGGAUUUUUGAGCAUGCAUCAAGACACUAUACAUGUGUGUGUACAUGUACGUUUGCAUACCCACUUGUUAUAGUAUGGAAUGGUUGUUGAUAAAUAAAGCUUUGUUCAGAUGUAAAUAGCCCAGCAUGUAUUUCUGACUUCUACUUUCUCAACAUGUGAACACAGGAAAAAAAAAAGUUGAUUGGCGCUUUCUCUAGUUCCCCUUUGUCCAAUGAAACUAGGCAAAUCCAUGUAGAUCAAGCCAAAUAACUUUAAAUGAAAUUCAGUGUUAAGAAAUACCAAAAAUG
Lampris incognitus (smalleye Pacific opah) is the source of this 5419-nucleotide messenger RNA. It is a transcript of the gene arhgap46a, whose product is annotated as Rho GTPase activating protein 46a. Bases 87 to 3536 code for a protein of 1149 amino acids. Gene Ontology annotation, biological process: signal transduction. Lineage: Eukaryota; Metazoa; Chordata; Actinopteri; Lampriformes; Lampridae. Gene Ontology annotation, cellular component: cytoplasm; cytoskeleton. The record is from RefSeq and is a predicted model, not a curated record. Gene Ontology annotation, molecular function: GTPase activator activity; protein binding. The transcript has 10 exons.